Molecule: messenger RNA, 1180 nt
Organism: Colletotrichum scovillei
Lineage: Eukaryota; Fungi; Ascomycota; Sordariomycetes; Glomerellales; Glomerellaceae
Product: fumarylacetoacetate hydrolase
Exons: 6
Coding region: 202-1098 (298 amino acids)
Molecular function (GO): acetylpyruvate hydrolase activity
Source: RefSeq, a predicted model, not a curated record
CGGCAAUUGUGCGGGGGAGAACCCCAGCAAGGGUAGCGGACUUGCUCCAGUCGGAUUUCACGAUGCGGGAACGGCCCUUACUUCUACCCUCCUGCUGGUGAAUAUCAUCCGAACUGCCACUCCAAGUCUGACUUGAGCUUCGAAUCUUACGAUACCACUGCACACCUGACUUUGAGGAACGCACCAGACAACACAUACACCAUGGCUUCACAAACACAAACGCCCUUCACCCGCUUCGUGCGGUUUGUCCCCCGCUCUGAUUCCAACAAGAUCCUCAUUGGUGAGCCUGAAUCAGAGUCUGUUGAUGUUGGUCUUGCUGUGCGCAAGGGCGAGGAAGUGAAGGUUGUGGUGUGGUCCGGAUCCAGCGUUCUCAAGCCGGGUUCCAAGACCGAGGAGCGGGCCGUCAUUGACCGCAUCCUCUCACCCGUCUCUGCCGAGGAGGUCGGAACGAUCCGAUGCAUCGGCUUGAACUAUGUCCAACACGCAAAGGAGACUGGUCUGGCACUGCCUACGGUCCCGACUGUGUUUCUGAAGCCAAGCACCGCACUGGGAGACCCAUGGCCCGCGCCUACGGUGCUCCCUUUGCUCACCCAGGCCGACGAUUGCGGCGACUAUGAGUCUGAGCUCGCCGUGGUAUUGGGUAAGACCGCUAAGAAUGUCUCUGAGGCCAACGCUCUGGACUAUGUCUUGGGUUACACUGCCUGCAACGACGUCUCUUCCCGGACGUACCAACUGAACCAGUCGCAAUGGUGCUUCGCUAAGGGAUUCGAUGGAUCCUGCCCACUGGGCCCUACCUUGGUUUCCAAGGAUCUCAUUCCUGAUCCAACCAAGUUGAAGAUGCGUGGCUUGAAGAACGGCGAAGUUCUCCAGGACUCUCCCAUUGACGACCUCAUCUUCAGCAUCCCGAAGCUCAUCAGCUUCCUGUCUCAAAGCACAACCCUGCCCGCUGGAACAGUAAUCAUUACCGGAACUCCUGCUGGAGUUGGCCUGGGCCGGACACCAAAGGUCACUCUGAAGGACGCCGACGAGUUCCACGUUGAGGUUCUUCCCCAUAUCGGCACGUUGGUCAACACCUUCCAGAAUGAGGUUGGACAGUAGAUGCGAGAGUGCGUGUAGGACAAGGCGGUAUGAGAUGAAUUGAGGUGCACGAAGACAAGGCGGAAUCAAUGAGUAAAAGAAC